ACAGCUAGAAUGUAGACAUAACAAGACGGCGGAGGAGCUCCUCACAGUUAAAGCUCGAAGCUGAGACGACACAGUCAUGCUGCUGGUGUUUAGAGCUUUGCUGGUUCUGGGUUUGGUGUCGCUGCUGCACGCCGCCAAGAGGCCAAGAGGCCGGGCGGUGUCGGUGAGGUUGGGUCAGGGUGGUGGACCGAGGGGCAAGAUUGUGAGACUGGUCAUGGAUCCCUCGGUGCUGCCCAUGUUUUCCAAUGGCUCUAGUUGGUCCAUCGCCAACAUGUCGCUGUCGCCGUGGACGUACAGAGAGUCUUGUGUGACGUCUCGCUUUCCCCGACGGAUCGCUAAGGCCCAGUGUCUGACCUCCGGCUGUCUGAACCUGCAGGGUGAAGGAGAGGAUGCAGCUCUGGAGGCCAAACCCAUCUACUAUCAGGCCCUGGUCUUCUACAAAGUCCCGAGGCCGAGUGGCUCCAACAAAACGGGGAAGAAGUCAAAGAGGGUGAAGUACGACCUGCGACUGGGGACGGAGAUGAUCCCGGUGGGCUGCACCUGUGUGAGGCCGAGCGUCGUACCGCAGCAGUAACAGAUUCGACGCCAUGAAGGCUGAUUUUAUCCGCACCAAGCUUGUAUUAAGCCAUUUUCUAACUUAUCACUGAUUCAGCUCGUGAAUAUUAAUAUUAAAGAGUCUUUAUUUUGACUGCUGUGACUUACUGGUGCCUUCAUGUUCCUGCUUUGUGCCGUGUAUUUCAAAAAGACACACGAAUCCAUUUAUCACUUUAUAACUUUUACUUAUUAGCUGUAAGUGCUUAAAUACACUGAUAGUAGCAAAAAGUUUCUUUCUGCCCCUAGUGGUGGAAAUGUGUUUAGUGCAGCUUUAAACACAUUUACUAGUAUUAUUAGGACAACUGAGUCCUAAAAGGGGUAUGAGUGGAGAUAUAUAUUUUAAUAUAAUAUACACUUUUGUUAAUUUGUGUGUUUUAUAUAUUGUUUCUUAUUUUAUUCCUUUUAUGUUUAGAUAUUUUAUACCAAUCCUGUUCUUAUUUUAUUAUAAUCAGCAAAACUAUUUUAUAAAAUGUAAACACAGGUGACAAAUUAAAAGACAAACCAACAUAAAGUGUCUUAACAACAACAGUUUUAAUGCUUCUUGCCCUCAUUUGGUGUUUUUGGACAUCUACAAGUCAGUCCAAAAUCUCCUGUAAGUGUUUAACUAGGUGACGGUGAAGGCCGUAACAUAUGAUUCAUCAUUUUCUUCAAACUAUUAAGUGAUGCAAGCGACCACACCCAACAGAGUAACAGUAAAAUGCCCCUACAGAGGUCACGGGGUCAAGUUUCUCCUUUAAUUUGUCACCCAUAUUGUAACUUUGACAUUUUAAUCAGCUGUGAUUUUUAAAAAAAUAUUAUAUUUUAUUAACCUAAAAGUGUGAAAAAUUUUCUUUAAAUAGAAAAAUUACAAGCUAAUAAAUGUAAGAAGAUGUUUUUCAUGGUAUUUUGUUGUUAUUAAAUGCUGUGGUGGGUCA
Molecule: messenger RNA, 1508 nt
Organism: Stegastes partitus (bicolor damselfish)
Lineage: Eukaryota; Metazoa; Chordata; Actinopteri; Pomacentridae
Gene: il17a/f3
Product: interleukin 17a/f3
Exons: 4
Coding region: 77-574 (165 amino acids)
Biological process (GO): inflammatory response
Cellular component (GO): extracellular region
Molecular function (GO): cytokine activity
Source: RefSeq, a predicted model, not a curated record